AUGGGGCAGGCCAUGGCCCUGAACCUCCAAAAGCAUUUGCAUCGCAGCGGCGCCCCAUCUCUGCGCUUCUACAACCGCACCCUGGCGCGCGGACUGGCACUGGGCAAGAUUGGCGGCGAGCAGAAAACCAGCGUUGAAGAUGUGAUCUCUCACUCUGAUAUCUGUUUUAUCUCAGUUAGCGACGAUGAGGCGCUCACAGCCAUUAUCACAUCCAUCCUGGGUGCUGUCACGGCCAAUAACCUCGGCCAGAAAAUCAUUGUCGACACCUCUACUGUCCACCCGGACACGUCUCGUUGGGCACAGCGAACCCUCAAGGAAGAGGAUGUCAGCUUUGUAGCUGCACCCGUGUUCGGAGCCAGUCCCGUGGCGGAAAAGGGGGAGCUGUUGUUUGUUGUCGCGGGCGAGGAGGAGCAUGUAGAGACUAUCCAACCCUUCUUGGUGGGCGUUAUGGCCCGAAAAGUGCUCCGCUUAAGAGACGAUGUUGGACAAGCGACAAUGCUGAAGACUGCAGGGAACUUCUUGACUGCCGGCAUGAUGGAGCUUGUGGCCGAGGCACAGGUCUUUGCAGAAAAGACCGGCAUCGGCAGCGAGUCCAUGGAGUCCUUGCUUAAGGAGCAGUAUGGCCCGCUGCCCUUGGCAAUGUCCAAGCGCAUGACGGGAGGAUUCUACCUCCCAAAGAGGGGGGAACGGCCAUGGUCCGACCUUCAACUUGCACAGAAAGAUGUGAACAUGGGAAUCAGCUGCGCUAGGGCGGCGGGGACAGCAUUGCCAGUUGCUGAGGUGGUCUCGAAGCACCUCGACGAAGCGCACAAGUAUAGCGAAGUCAACCACCGGGCUUCGGAUUCCUCAUCCAUGUAUGGCGUGCUGCGGAAGAAUGCUGGGCUUCGCUUCGAAUCGGAUCAGGUGUUAGAGAGGGAGGGUGAGGUGUGA
Messenger RNA from Penicillium alfredii, 930 nucleotides. RefSeq names its product NAD(P)-dependent oxidoreductase. Lineage: Eukaryota; Fungi; Ascomycota; Eurotiomycetes; Eurotiales; Aspergillaceae. The record is from RefSeq and is a predicted model, not a curated record. Gene Ontology annotation, molecular function: oxidoreductase activity, acting on the CH-OH group of donors, NAD or NADP as acceptor; NADP binding; NAD binding. The coding region runs from base 1 to 930 and encodes 309 amino acids. The transcript has 2 exons.